GCAGUAGAUACAGUACAUGCAUUUAGUUUAUCCACAAAUUAAUCACUGCGAUGGUCAGUUGGAAUUUAAUCUCAGUUUUGGGAGGGCUUUAUCUGGUUCCACAAGGAACCUCUUCAUUCCCAUACUCCAGUACAGUCAGGAUCUGGUUCCGGUUGCAUAUGCAUUAUCCUCUUCCUGCUAUACUUUCAGCUUGGAUCCCAUAUGGUCCAAAAAAAAACGGAUGACACAAUCAACAAAAUAUGGUCAUGAAUUCAACCAUCCAGUGCGUGUGUGUUUGCAUUCAUAUAUCUUUCUCGGGAAACUAUAAAUUUUAAAUCUUUUUUUUUUUUUUUUCAAAUAGUCUCAACUUGGAAAAUCGAUCAUGUUCAUCCAAAAAAGGUCCAUGCUUCGUGUAUAAAAAGGACAGUGGCACCAUACCAAUUUAAACAGACAAAAUAAUCGGUGAUAGUUAAGAGUGAAAGCUAACGAAACAAUCAAGUGUUCUUACUGUGAAAAAAUGGCUACUUCCGCAGGUAGAGGAGGAGCUCAGACCCUCAACUCCAUGUACUUCAAGCCAAUGCUGAGGAAAGCCUUCCACAGAAAGAGCGGUUCGCCGGACAUGAUAACGGACACUGCGAAAUUGAACGGGGAAGAGGUGAAGAACAGCCGGUGUGGCUUUCCGGCAAAUUAUCAAGAGGGCAGUUGGUGGGUACCUGAUGAUCGAACUGGCAUCUUUUACCCAAAGGGCCAAGAAAAAGUCAUGGAAAAUGUCCCAACUGGAGCAGCAAAAGAUAUUGAGCCAAUUAAUUGGUUCUCUUAUAAUCAUGAUUUGUGACUAACACUCAAUUUAUUAUGUUUUCCCCAUCAUCAAUAAUCAAUUUCCCUUGUAUGAAUCCUUCUGUUUUUAUUUUGUAUAUUGUACAAUUUGAUUAAGU
Oldenlandia corymbosa var. corymbosa is the source of this 914-nucleotide messenger RNA. NCBI's taxonomy places the organism in Eukaryota, Viridiplantae, Streptophyta, Magnoliopsida, Gentianales, Rubiaceae. The record is from the annotation of a GenBank genome assembly.